Messenger RNA from Emiliania huxleyi CCMP1516, 1014 nucleotides. RefSeq lists its product as hypothetical. Gene Ontology annotation, molecular function: phosphatidylinositol kinase activity. The record is from RefSeq and is a predicted model, not a curated record. NCBI's taxonomy places the organism in Eukaryota, Haptophyta, Isochrysidales, Noelaerhabdaceae. Gene Ontology annotation, biological process: phosphatidylinositol metabolic process. The transcript has a single exon. The coding region runs from base 1 to 1014 and encodes 337 amino acids.
AUGCACUGCUACAAUGAGGGUGAGUUCGCCGCAAUCCGGAGCGCAUUCGGGGUCCCUCCGGACUUUCUCGCCAAGUUUGAUUUCGGCGGGAUGUCGGAGGGGGGCGGCAAGGGCGGGCAGCUGAUGGGGUUCACCGCGGACCGCGCGUGCAUCGUGAAGGAACUCAACGCAACGGACCACAGCGUGCUGCUCGGCCUGGCGGGGAAAUACAGGCUGCACAUCAUCGGUGACGAUCCGAGCCAGCCGAGCCAGAGCCUCCUGUGUCGCUUUUUUGCUCACUUUCAGGACCCGGAGACGCACCGCAACUACGCGGCGAUGAACAACUGGCUGCCUCCAGACGCCCUUGCAGCGCUGGAGCUGAGCGAGGGAGAGGAGAAGGCGGUGCGGAGCGAGCUGGCCAGUGCCUUCGAGUCCUACGACCUCAAAGGGUCCGCCGACGACAAGACGCUCACGCUCGACGGGCGGCGGGUGCAAGAGGUGCACAAGCGCAUCUGGAACGUCUGCCUGUGGGGCGGCAAGUGUUUCUGGUCGCCGGAGCGAAUCGAAUACUGGAACGGGAAGCAGCACGCGAGUACGGUCAAGUUUCGGGUGACGGCGCAGCAGAAGCAGUGGGUCAUGCGCGCCGUGCGGUACGACUGCGAGUGGCUCGCGGCGCGAGGGCUGAUGGACUACUCGCUCAUCCUCGGCGUCAAGCGGCUGCCCGCCUCUCGCACGGCCAUCGCGCUGGCGCUGCAGCGCACAACCGACCGGCAUACCCAGCCGCUGGCGUGCGCCGCGGACGGCGAGGUGCAGCUGCUUUACCUCGGUUUCAUCGACUGGCUGCAGAACUGGACUUGCGCCAAGACAGUCGCGAGGUGUAUCAAGACGCUCGAGAGGAACAAGUCGACGGAGCCGCCAGGGUACUACGCCGAGCGCUGCAUCAGCUACCUGGAGGCAAAGUUCGUGCCGACCGCGUGCGACCCCGGGGUCGAUGCCGCUGAAGCGCAGGACGACACGGGCAGCGCGGAGCAGUGA